AGACUCCCCCGCCCGGGGCCCGCCCCGGCUCCGCGCUGAGGCGGCGGCGGAGGGCGGCGGGGCCGCCCCGGCCAUGGAGCGCUACGAGAAACUGAGCAAGGUCGGGGAGGGCUCCUACGGCGUCGUCUUCAAGUGCCGCAAUAAGGACACGGGGCAGAUCGUGGCCAUCAAGAAGUUCCUGGAGUCCGAGGAAGACCCGGUGAUCCGGAAGAUCGCCCUGAGGGAGAUCCGCAUGCUCAAGCAACUCAAACACCCCAACCUGGUGAACCUGCUGGAGGUGUUCAGGAGGAAGCGGAGGCUGCACCUGGUGUUCGAGUUCUGCGAGCACACGGUGCUGCAUGAGCUGGACAAGCACCCCCGCGGGGUGCCAGAGUACCUGGUGAAGAGCAUAACCUGGCAGACCCUGCAGGCUGUGAACUUCUGCCAUAAACACAAUUGCAUCCACCGGGAUGUAAAGCCAGAAAACAUCCUGAUAACAAAGCACUCGGUCAUCAAACUCUGUGACUUUGGAUUUGCUCGAAUACUGAACCCCGACCCAGCUGGUCCCAGUGACUACUACACCGACUACGUGGCCACCAGGUGGUACCGCUCCCCGGAGCUGCUGGUAGGGGACACCCAGUACGGCCCUCCCGUGGACGUGUGGGCCAUCGGCUGCGUCUUCGCCGAGCUGCUCUCCGGGGUCCCGCUGUGGCCGGGCAAGUCGGACGCGGACCAGCUGUACCUCAUCCGCAGAACGCUGGGGGAUCUCAUUCCCAGACACCAGCAAGUGUUCAGCACCAACCAGUUCUUCAGUGGGGUAAGAAUUCCAGACCCGGAGAGCAUGGAGCCGUUGGAAAUGAAAUUCCCCAAUAUUUCAUAUUCUGCUCUGUCUCUCAUGAAGGGCUGCCUUCGGAUGGACCCUGCGGAGAGGCAGACCUGUGAGCAGCUGCUGCAGCACCCCUAUUUUGACAGCUUUAGGGAGGCAGCAGAGCUGGGGAAAGAACAUGAAAAAAGCACUCGGAAACCAGCCAGGCUGACUCGGAAGCACAUGCCAGGGUUACAGCACCUGCCUCAGCUAACCAGCAGCAACAUUCUCCCAGCCCUGGACAGCAAGAAGAACUGCUGCAAGACAAGGAAAGCAAAGUACCACUUCCCAAACAUCUGACCAGGGGACAGAUCAAAAUUCAGUUGUUCAAAGUCAUCCAGGAUUUAUAAACAGAGGAUACUCAGUGGAAAACCAAACUACUAAAAGUCACAACAUGUAGAGUGGUGUGUCCUCUACUCUGGGCCACUGAUGGAGGGGAAGUGAUGCAGAAAGAACUCCAAGCUCAUCUCAGUGUUCUGUGUACAAAGGCAAAUACAUUUUUCUUUAACUGCUGAUUGCCUCCUGGUUCAGAAUUACCCCAAUCCAGUGCUUACAGUGUGAAUGUUAAAACUCUGGCCUGUCACCCCCAUUUCAGAGCUGGCAGGAGAACUCAACCUUGCCAAAUACAUCAGGCCCUCCUGCUUUAGCCCAGGCCCAAGUCCCUGCUCUGUGAGGAGCUGUGACUGUGCUGCUGGUUGGGUGGAAGAUGUGUUGGUGCAGCCCAGGCUGAGAGGGGCUGCCUGGCUGCUCCAGGGAGUUCUCAGCUCCAGAGAUAAACCUGGCUCAUUCCUGCACUUACAGAGCUCAAAUGUUUCAAAGUGCUGGCAGUGGCUUCCCAGGCUCAACAGGCAAGGCACCCAGGAAAACAGAGCAACAAUAACCCUGUUGUUUCUUUAGUCUUCCCAGAGCUUCUCCUGCAAGUUUCUUCCUUGAAUUCUACUUCUGGUAAGAGUGAGGGCACUUGCUUGUAGUUACAAAAGUGUUUUUAUCAAAACUAAUCAUGAAUGUAAUUUAUAACAUUGGCCAGACACAGGCAGGAAUUCUACCUAAGUAUUUGUAUUAGAACGACUGGGGUUUGUGGAAUCUCAGAAUAUAAUACUGUGUUGAUCUUGAAAAAAAGAAAUGUAGCUUCUUUUUCCAAUUGACUGGAUACUGAAAAGCUUUCAGCAGAGAAAUUCUCCAGCUUUCCAGCAUCCUGUGAAGUUUUCUUUUCUCAUGCAAGCUAGCUGAAAACAGUGUAGAGUUUUUGUAAACCACGACUUUAUCUCACAGGUGCAAACUUGUUAUGCACAGUCUUGUUAUGGUACACUGAAGAAAACAUUUUGAAAUGGGUGUCAUAGCAUUCCACCAAUCACUCUGAGAGCUGGAUGGUCAAGCGACCAAUAGCCUUAGCCAUUCUUGCCAUCCAAGUUAUAUAAACGAGUUUGUAAUUAAUUAAAUAAUCCCAUUUUAUCCUGGA
This is a messenger RNA of Corvus hawaiiensis (hawaiian crow), 2303 nucleotides long. RefSeq names its product cyclin dependent kinase like 1 (gene CDKL1). Gene Ontology annotation, molecular function: ATP binding; cyclin-dependent protein serine/threonine kinase activity. Lineage: Eukaryota; Metazoa; Chordata; Aves; Passeriformes; Corvidae. Bases 74 to 1144 code for a protein of 356 amino acids. The record is from RefSeq and is a predicted model, not a curated record. The transcript has 9 exons. Gene Ontology annotation, biological process: protein phosphorylation. Gene Ontology annotation, cellular component: nucleus.